ACUACAAUAGGUCUAAGAUGGCUAGGGACAGGAAGACUAGGUUCACCCCGAAGACACAUAAAGAGUUAGACAGGGUUGAGAAGAAGUCAAAAGAAUGUAGUCUGCGUUGGGCAUUUGGGCCAGAGACUGAGGUGGAUGAUAGAGACCAGUCAUAUGUGGUGAAUUUGGAGAAUGAGACUUGUGCAUGUCGAAGCUGGCAAAUGAAUGGUAUUCCAUGCAUCCAUGCUGCUAAGGUCAUCCUUGGCGUGGGAAGAAAACUCUCUAAAUUUGUUGCUCCUUUCUACACAACCUCUAAGUGGCGUGAAACCUACAGUUUUGGGAUCAGACCUGUAAAUGGGAUGAUAGAGUGGCCUCGGACCAAUAGAUUAGGUGUGAUUCCACCACCUAAUCGAAAUGGCAAGCCUGGUAGGCCUAAAAACCAUGAUCGAAAGAAGGGAACCAAUGAGACAGUGUCUACUACCAAGCUGAGUCGUGCGAACAGGGUAAUGACAUGCUCUAAUUGCAAAGAAGAAGGGCACUACAAGAAUACAUGUCAGAAGGUUUUUGUUGAGAGCCCACCUAAGAAACCAAGAGGCAGACCAAGGAAAUAUCAGGGACUACACUUUGGCGAGUCACAAGCUCAAUCCUCAGAAGCUCAAACCUCACAAAAUCAAUCCUCACAAGCUCAAGCAUCACCAUGGGAAGUUCCUCAAUCUUCAGAAGGUCAAUCCUCACAAGCUCAACCAUCACGAUGGGAAGUUCCUCAAUCCUCACAAGCUGAAGCAGCAGCGUGGGGAAGAUGGUUUUUUUAGAUUCUUGUGUGUUGUUUAUGAUGGUCUCUGUCUGAAUGCUUUCGUUGUCUGUUGUUUAUGAUGGUGUCUCUGUCUGAAUGUUUUUGGAACAAGAACUACCUUUUUCUUUCUUCUCUUCCUGCUGUUUUAAUUUGAAACUCUCAAUGAAGAUAGUGUUGGUUAUUAUCUUUGUGUUUUCAUCAUGUUGUUUAUCUUGAUGGUCUGUUCAUUGGUGUGUUCAUUUGUCCUUCU
This is a messenger RNA of Brassica napus (rape), 1022 nucleotides long. RefSeq lists its product as uncharacterized. The record is from RefSeq and is a predicted model, not a curated record. NCBI's taxonomy places the organism in Eukaryota, Viridiplantae, Streptophyta, Magnoliopsida, Brassicales, Brassicaceae. Bases 18 to 791 code for a protein of 257 amino acids. The transcript is spliced from 2 exons. Gene Ontology annotation, molecular function: zinc ion binding.